AUGGAAGAAGUAAAAAAUGAAAUAAGAAGUUUAGCAUGUAUUAAUAAUAAUAAAUAUAUUGUUAGAUAUUAUGAUACAUGGAUUGAAAAAUUAACUGAAGAAGAUUAUGAAUGGGUCAAUAAACAAAAAACUGAAAAAGAUAAAGAAUUAUCAGAAGAAGAUGAUACUAAUUAUUUUAGUGAAGAAGAAAUUGAAUUUGAUGAAGUUUCAUGUCUUGAUCCAAAUGAAAUUGAAUGGGAAGAUUCACCAUAUAGUAAUGAUAGUGAAGAAUAUUUAAGUCAAAAUGAAGAAGAUAAUGAUAAUGAUAAUGAUAAUGAAGAAGAAUAUGAAUAUGAAUAUAUUGAAGAAAGUGAAACAAUAGAAAAUAAAGAAGAAGAAGAAGAAAAUGAAACAAUAGAAAAUAAAGAAGAAGAAGAAGAAAAUGUUAAUUUAACAAUAGUAGAAAAUAAAAUACAAGAUAAUCAAUCAGAAAAAUAUGUGAUUUGUAUUCAAAUGGAAUAUUGUACAGGAGGAGAUUUAAGUAAAAUUAUUAAAAAUAAAGAAUUACAUUAUAGUUCACAAGAAGGAAAAAAUAAAGUAAUGAAUUAUUUUAAACAAAUAGUUAUGGGAGUUUCAACAAUACAUCAACAUUGUAUUAUUCAUGGAGAUCUUAAACCAGGAAAUAUUUUAAAAGAAAAAGAUACUAUGAAAAUAGGAGAUUUUGGAUUAGCAAGAACAAAUACAGAUUAUAAAAGUAGAAUAGUUGGAACAAUUGGAUAUGCAGCACCAGAAAUAGUUACAGGGAAUUAUGAUAAUAAAAUAGAUAUUUAUAGUCUUGGAAUAAUUUUAUAUGAAAUGUGUUUAUCACCUACAACAAGAUCAGAAUUUAUAUAUAAUUUAGAUAAAUUAAAAAAUCAAAGAAAAAUUAAUGAAAUAGUUGAAAAACAAUAUCAAAUGUAUAAAGAUUUAAUACUAGAAAUGACAGAAAUAAAUCCAAAAGAUAGACCAACAAUAGAUGAAAUAAUAAAAAAAUUAACAAUACUUGAUGAAGAUCUUAAAAAAAUAUCAGAAAUACUUCCAUUUAUUCAAGAAAAAUCCAAUUUAUGGCCACAAUUAUCAGAAGCAAUUGAAAAUAAAAUGAAAGAAAAAAUAAAAGAUAUUGAAAAAGAAAAAAUAGAAGAAAUUGAAUUAACAACAACACAUUUAGAACUUAUUCGAAGUUUAACAGAAAUUCAUAUAUUAUAUGGAACAAAAACAAUAUUUAUUAAUCCAUUUAUACCAACAAAUUUAUUAAAAGAAAGUGGAAUAGAAUAUCAUGAAAUUCAAAGUCCAAUUUUAAUUAAUAAAGAAGGAGAAUUAAUGGUAAUAAUUAAUAAUUAUCAAGAAUUAGUUAAAAUUAUUAUUAAAGAAAUAAAAGAACCAAUAACAUCAUAUAUUAUUAGAAUUCCAACAGUAAAUUUACAUAUUACAAAAGAACCAACAGUAUCACCAUCACUUGUUUAUAUUAAUACAAGUAUUUCAAAUGAACAACAUCAAUUUAAUAUUAUAGAAUGUAUUACAUUAAUAGAAUCAAUAAUUAAUAUAUUUAUGAAUAAAAAUAAAUUACAUAUUAGUCAUAGUGGAAUUAAUGAAAUAAUUCAUAAUAAUAAAGAAAUUGAAGAAAUUAUGAUUAAAAAACCAAUACAAAGUUUAACAUCAAUAAAUAAAAUUAUUCAAAAAUAUAGAAAUGAAAAAUUUAAUUAUAUUAUUCCAAUAUUUAAUUAUUUAAAAGAAAAUGAAGAAAUAGUAUAUGAUCUUGGAAUUUUAGGAAAUAAUAUUCAAGGACUUUAUUUUGAAGUUAAAAAUGAAGAAGGAAAAAUAAGUUUAACAGGAGGUGAAACAAGAAUAAAAAAAGAUAAAAUUGAAAUUAAAACAAUUGGAUAUUGGAUUAAAAUUGAUAUUAUUUAUCAAAAUUUAGGUGAUAAAAAAACAUUAAUAACAAAAAGAAAAGUAUUAAUAAAAGGAAUAACUGAUAAAAUGAGUAAAGCAUCAAUAAAAAUAUAUUUAGAAUAUUUUGGAUUUAAUGUAAUAUUUAAAGAAAAUAUUAUAGAUUAUAAAGGAUGUUGGAUUAAAUUAAAUAUUCAUAAAGAUGAAAAAUAUGAUUUUUUUACAAAUAGUUUUUGGGAUAUUGGAGUAACAAUAAAUAUUUAUAUUGAUAAAGAUUUAAUAAGAAAAGAAAUUCUUCCAUUAGGAAAAGCUAUAAGAAGUAUGCAAAAAAAUUAUACAAAAAAAACUACUCCUAUAUUAAUUGCUGAUGAAAAAUUAGUAUCAAAUGAAAUUUGGGAAUGGAUUUUAUUACCAAAAGAAAAAUUUCAAAAAAGAAAAAAAACUAUUAUUUCUCAAAAUGGUUUAUCUUUUAUUAGAGAAUUAGAAGAAUUUAAAAAAAAUUUAAAAUCAAAAUGCAAAUUUAUAUUAAAAAGAGGAAAUGAUAAAAAAACAAUUACACAAUAA
This is a messenger RNA of Entamoeba dispar SAW760, 2469 nucleotides long. RefSeq names its product interferon-induced, double-stranded RNA-activated protein kinase, putative. The coding region runs from base 1 to 2469 and encodes 822 amino acids. Gene Ontology annotation, cellular component: cytosol. The record is from RefSeq and is a predicted model, not a curated record. Gene Ontology annotation, biological process: protein phosphorylation. Lineage: Eukaryota; Evosea; Mastigamoebida; Endamoebidae. The transcript has a single exon. Gene Ontology annotation, molecular function: ATP binding; eukaryotic translation initiation factor 2alpha kinase activity.